Messenger RNA from Glycine soja, 1075 nucleotides. RefSeq lists its product as uncharacterized. Lineage: Eukaryota; Viridiplantae; Streptophyta; Magnoliopsida; Fabales; Fabaceae. The coding region runs from base 227 to 1075 and encodes 282 amino acids. The record is from RefSeq and is a predicted model, not a curated record. The transcript is spliced from 2 exons.
UGUUUACAACUUCUCUAACAAGUUCUUCGAUAAUAAUUUGUUCCCUUUCUUUUUGCAUAAACAUAAGCAUGCAUCAUGUUGCAUUCAUAGUUUCUAAAUCGAGUCUCACACUGUGUUCACUACUUCAAAAAGGGGGGAGUCAAUCAGCCGCCGCCCAAGGAAAGUGGCCCGACGAAUUCUCCACAAACCAACUCGCAUUUACAACACCAGGGCCAAUCGGAAGAGGAUGGAUAUAGUUGAACAAGAAAAUCAGAGUCUCAGGGAGGAGGUUGCCACUUUACGAGAGGGAAUGGAUAGGUUGACGACCAUGAUGAGUGCACUCCUGUCAGCCCAGAACUCUCAAGCUGCCGCCGCUGCUGUAGAGCAGCCUUUGGUGAGCACAACCCCGCUAUCUACGGUGACUUCUCCACCCCUCUUUUUGCCUCCAGGUUGUACAUGGGGAAUGCCACCUCCAGUCUGUGGAGGCCCCCAGCCCGCUGUAUCUGAAGUUCCACCUCCUUUCGCUCAGCAGUCAGCACCGGUUCCGCAACCCAAUACCUCUUUCCCUCAAGCUGCAAUGACUUAUUCAGCUCCACUGAUUCACACUAUUCAACAAGAGGUUGAACCAAUUUUCCAAGCUGAAAAUGUUGUAGCCUUCGACAAGAUGGAAGAACUCCAAGAAAGAUUUGAUGGUAUGCAAAGGGAAGUCGAAGCCCUCCGAGGAAGAGAUCUGUUCGGGAAGGACGCCUGUGAAUUAUGCUUGGUCCCAAAUGUUACUAUCCCUCACAAGUUCAAGGUGCCAGACUUCGAGAAGUAUAAAGGGAACUCUUGUCCCCGCAGUCACUUGGUGAUGUACGCGCGGAAAAUGUCCAUGUAUACUGACAAUCAUAAGCUGCUUAUUCAUUUCUUUCAGGACAGCCUAACUGGGGCCGCUCUGAAAUGGUAUAUGAAUUUGGACAGUGCGAGCAUUCGUACUUUCAAUGACCUGGGUGAAGCGUUCAUCCGGCAGUAUAAGUACAAUCUGGAUAUGGCCCCAGAUCGUGAUCAGCUCCGUGCGAUGACACAAAAAGAGAAGGAAACGUUCAAGGAACCCUGA